Messenger RNA from Sclerotinia sclerotiorum 1980 UF-70, 1905 nucleotides. RefSeq lists its product as hypothetical. The record is from RefSeq and is a predicted model, not a curated record. Gene Ontology annotation, molecular function: protein dimerization activity. The coding region runs from base 1 to 1905 and encodes 634 amino acids. The transcript is spliced from 2 exons. Lineage: Eukaryota; Fungi; Ascomycota; Leotiomycetes; Helotiales; Sclerotiniaceae.
AUGGCCGGUGGUCUACAAUUCGACUUCGAUUUCAACCAGCAACAGUCGCAAGAUCAACAAAUGAUGCAUCAAGAUGGGAUGGAUUCAAUGAAUACAGGAAUGGCUGGCAAUCAUCAGGUUGGGCUCGAUGGGUCAAUGCACGACCAUAUGUCUUCAAUGACGACAGCUUCUAGCCAUUCAGCUAUUCUCGGGACUCCAGUGGUACAUCCACAUACUUCUACAGAAAGUUUAACACACUUAGAUGCGCAAAUUCAGUAUCUACAACAGCAGAAGCAUGAGCAGCAGCUACGUCAGUCGCAGGAACAGCAGCGGAACUUUUAUGUCCAGAAUAGAAUGAUUCCACCAACACCAAAUAGUAUGGAAAUACAUGGUGCCAAUCAACAUUUCUACUCUCAAGCAGAGCAGCCGCCAUCUGUGUUUGAGCCUUACCGUCUAAGGGAGCAAGAGAUGGCUUUUACUCCCCUCGUAUCGCCAGCUGUUACCCCCUUGGAAACUCAUUUCAAUAUCCCUGAUUACACUGUCCCCGGAGCGUAUUUCAGUCCUUUGAGUUCCCCUGCUUUGCACGCCCAAAACGACCAUCAAGCUAUAUUUGACCAUCGUCAUUCGGGAUCUACGAACUCACCAAUUGACAUGAAUGGCGACUCGCAUUCUGCGCCGGUAAGCUCUAUAAUCCCACCCCGGAAGCCUGCCCGGAAGUCUGUGGCACCAAAACCACGAGUCAACACUCGUGCAGUUCGACAAUCGCCGAUUGUCAAGCCAAAUCGAGGUAGGAAAAGCAUAAGCAUGAGCGCUCAAGCCCUGGAAGAAAUUAUUGAGCCUUUAAAUUCUCAAACAUCUCAAUCUAAAGGAACUGGAUCAACAAAUUCGGCAGCAAGCACUGAUCAUUCUGAAAAUGGCUCAAUAUCCCCUGAGCAUCUAUCAGAUAUGGCACCUCCACCGUUGCCGAGCUCGGCUGGAAGGUCACCCUAUGUCGUUGCACAAAAGGAGAAUGUCAAAAAUAAAUGGCUUCCUAUUGGGUCACCUGCCACGCCAGCAUCACUGAUGAGAAUCACAAAAUCUCCUACCGCCGGCGAGUCGUCACUGAAUCGAGAAAUGGACCUCGACGAUCCAGCUUUGGACGGGUUUGCAUUGCCAGAAGCUGCAAAUACUGUAAGACCUACGCUACCUCGUAUUGAUACACAGUCCGACGGACAAAUGACACCAACUUUGAGCUCGACAGGAUCUAAAACUCCUGGAUUUCAACCUUUGCCUUCGCCAGUAGUUGGACGCCCUGGCUUAGCCACAUCUGCCAGUCAAAGCCCUCAAAUAGAUGCCAUGAACGGGACGAACGGAGCCGCGCGCAAAACGCCACAAACCCUAGCACGGAGCACCAAGAAGAGAGCGAGCACCUCCGUUCUUGCCUCCCCAGCCCUUCUCCCCAAGAUAUCUCCUAGCAUAAAGCCAUUACUUCCUGGCAGUUCAUCCAUCCAUGAUGACGCAACUGCUUCCCUUCUACUCGCAUCGAAGUCAAAUUAUCAAAACAUACUUGAAGGUACUCAUCUUCCUGGUGUUUCGUAUCCUUCGGAACUAUCAACCAAUUUAACAUCAAAACGCACGUCUCAUAAACUUGCCGAGCAAGGAAGACGAAAUAGGAUCAACUUAGCACUUACAACAUUGCAUGAUAUGAUACCUUCCGAAUACUAUCCUCGGGGAAAAACCAAGGAUUCUAUAGCAGACAAGGCUGGUAGUGGUGAUGCUGGGGAAACCGAAUCCGCAGGCUCAAAGAACGGUCAAAGUGCAAGUAGUAAAGCUGCUACAGUGGAAGUUGCCAUUGAAUAUAUUAGUCACUUGGAAAAGGUUUUGGCUGAGGCGAACAGAAGAGCCGAAGAAGCCGAACAAAAACUUGUGGAAAAGGAAAAACUAUAG